AUCGAUCACCAUUGCCGAUCGAUACAUCUAGCUAGCUAUCAGCAAGAAGCCAAGCUAGCUAUAGUCAAGUGAAGUCGGAAUAGCUAGGUAGCUAGCAAGCAUGAGUGGCGUGUGGGUGUUUGAGGGCGGGAUGGUGAGGCGGGCGGACAGCGAGGCGCCGGGCGCGGGCGGGGCGGCGCGGCCGGGCAAGGUGCUGGUGCAUGUGCCGAGCGGCGAGGUGGUGACCUCGUACGAGGUUCUGGAGCGGCGGCUGCGGGAGCUGGGGUGGGAGCGCUACCUCAACGACCCCUGCCUCCUCCAGUUCCACCAGCGCUCCACCGUGCACCUCAUCUCCGUCCCGCGCGACUUCACCCGCCUCAAGCUCGUCCACAUGCACGACGUCGUCGUCAAGACCCGCAACGUCUUCCAGGUGCCUCUGAAGGAAGAAGGCGUCGUUGUCAGCAAUGAUAAGACUCACCUGACGCGUGGGUAGGAUAGCCCGCUAGAAACGUAUUUGAUGCUUGAACAUCUAGAUAUUAAAACUUGCAGAUAUCUCAUAUGAUGGCUACAGAAGAACCUUCUCCUUUUUAUCGGUUCCUAAAAAAUAUACACCCCACGUCUGUGGAGUGUGUUGUAGUUCUCCAGAGAAAUGGAAACAAUAAUUUUUAUGAGAGAGGAGACGAAGAGCUCGGUGAGCACGACCCAACAUCCUGAUUCCUGUGCCUUGACUUUGAAUGCACCAGCAAUCUCCGACCAAGAACAUUCCUCUGUCAUGGAGCCCGCCCGGGGCGUGGAUACGGAUGAGGAAGACGAGGUCAGCAGUGCGUUAGCAAAACGCAGACGGACAGAUCCUUAGGUGGAGAUCAUGCUGUAAUGGUAAGUAUUCUGGCGUUGAAAAGUCUUUGCAUGCACAAAGGUCUGUUCUAAUAAAUGACAUUAGUACUCCCUCCGUUUUUAUUU
Triticum dicoccoides is the source of this 939-nucleotide messenger RNA. Its product is annotated as flowering-promoting factor 1-like protein 4. Gene Ontology annotation, biological process: regulation of flower development. Bases 101 to 472 code for a protein of 123 amino acids. The record is from RefSeq and is a predicted model, not a curated record. The transcript is spliced from 2 exons. Lineage: Eukaryota; Viridiplantae; Streptophyta; Magnoliopsida; Poales; Poaceae.